GGAGGGGAAGGGGAGGUUGGGAGCCGCCGCCGUUGCUGCUCCACUCACUCCCGCCUUUUUUGGGGCACUAUGUCUACCUAACAGUUUCUAACAGUACCUGCCGGUACCUAGCACAGUUCCUAGUGUAUGACAGUGCUCAUCAAGUAUUUGUUUCAGAAAUGAAUAAGUGGAUAGUUCUUGAGUCUACACCACCUGAACUGUUGUUUUUCUGCCGGAGGCUGGGGAGUAGAAAGGUGUUGGUGCCGUGGGACAGACCUUUCUGGUGACCCCUCCCUCCAUCCUCCUCACAUCUCCCACUCGCUUUUCCCCAGCUCAACCAAAACGCAGCAGCGUGUGUCUCAUUUUGGGCUCCUCAAAAAGUGCCCUGACUGAAAUACUGCCAGAGACUGGAUCUCUGUGACGCUCAAAUGGGAACUGAACCAGGAAAGAGAAGAUUCCCUUUGCUUGAUCCAAAAGGAGAACCCAUUCCCCAAAGGGAAACCAGCCCACAACCUCCCCAUUGCCCUCCCGGGUAGGGGGCUGUCUGUGGUGAAAAAAGUUCUUUCAGCCAGACUUUUCUUUCCCUUGAAAGUUUUUGUUACUUUAAAAAUAUUAACACAUAAAUAUAUGUUCAUGGUACAAAGAUACAAAGGACAUAUAGAAAAAAGCCUAGGCACUGAGUUUCUCUAUCUAGAAGAAGUAAUUUCCCAGAAAUAGUCCAUAUAAACACAAGCAAAUUCAUAUAUAUUCUCCCCCCACACAUACCCUUUACUCAAAGAUAGCAUAUAUUCAGUUUGUUCUCUACCUCACUUAUUCCGUUUAUCAGUACAGCUUGGGCUGAGCGCGGUGGCUCAUGCCUGUAAUCCCAACACUUUGGGAGGCCAAGGCUGGAGGAUCACUUGAGCUCCGGAGUUCAAGACCAGCCUGGGAAACAUAGGGGGACCCCAUCUCUACAAAAAAUAAAAAAUUAGCCAGGUGUACUGGCCUAUGCCUGUAGUCCCAGCUACUUUGGAGGCUGAAGUGGGAGGAUCACUUGAGCCCAGAAGGUUGAGGCUGCAGUGAGCCAUGAUUGCGCCACUGCACUCUAGCCUGGGUGACAGAGUUAGACCUUGUCUCAAAACAAAUCAAGCUUGGAGAUUGUUCCACAUCCUUUAUAGAACUACUUCAUUAUUUUUCACCUUUAUGUAUUUUAUUGAAUGCAUGUCCCAUAAUUUAUCUACCUAAUACCUUAUGCAUGAAUGUUUAGGUAGUUUCCAGUUGUUGGGGUUCAGGGGAGGCCUCAGCUUCCCUGAGAGGACGUUUCUACAGGUUCUUGGUCUACUACUCCCCAAGAAUGGGAGAAGAGACCACGCAUAAAAGUAAAUGCCAGACUCAAAAGCAUCUGUAGAAAGUGACUUAUUUAGGUAAAGAAAGAGAAAAAGAAGAGAGAAAACUUCCACGAAAAGCGUGUGGAAGCGGGACCCCAGAGGGGAGAUCCAGGAAGGGAACGAGACGUCCCACUAUGCUGCAGAGGAUUCCAGAGAGCUGGAAAUCCGGUGUGGCUGAAGGAGGAGGGGAAUUUAUCCUGGGAGAAAUUCCCACCUCCCCAAGUUCCUCUGGCCAAUGAAAGGAGUUCGUUUAAACUUCCGCUGGGGCGAUUGACUCUUAGUUUCUUCCCGCGGGCGCGAAAUUUAAACAAAAACUGUUAAAUCUCCCGGAUGGAGAGAUAUGGGAGGGGUGCAUGGCACUGGGAAGUUCUUGCCCUUAAAACUACGCCCCCUUGUGGACCCGGAAAGAGAACACAUUUCCUCACAGUCUUUUGGGGUUAUAAAUAUCAAUGCACUGAAUAUACUUGUAUACAUUUUAUUUUACACCUGUUGGAUCAUUUGUAUAAUAAAUAUCCAGAAGCAGAAUGACUGAAUUAAAUUAUAGACUUUUUCUUUAACUGAGAGCAAGUGUAUUAAGAAAGUAAAGGAAUAAAAAGAACGGCUAAUCCAUAGAUAGAGCAGCCAAAAGUAUAGACAUUUAAAGUUUUGGUAGAAACUACUUAAUUUCCCUCUGUUCUGGACUGAAUUUUGUCCUCCCCAAAAAAUAAUAUGUUGAAGCCUUAACCCCCAAUGUGACUGUAUUUGGAGAUGGAACCUCUAAGAAGGUAGUAAAGGUGAAGUGGGGUCAUGAGAAUGGACUACAAUCCAACAGGAAUAAUGUCCUUGUUAGAAGAGGAGAAGACACCUGAGAUCUUCCUCUUUCCCUGGAGACACACAGAAGAGGCUGUGUGAGAAUUCACCUGCAAGCCAGGAAGAGAGCCUUCACCAGACACCAAGCCUAAAGGCCUUGAUCUUGAGCUUCUAGCCUACAGAAGAGAACUAAAGGAGGAAAAAUUGAAAAGAUGUAGGACCUGAGUCCCAAGAUAGUUCCAAACCUUCUCUGGCAGAGUGUCCCAGACCAGAUAAAUUCCAGACACACAUGUUCUCUCUAUUAUCAAAACAGCCCAUGAACAUCUAGCAACUUGCAGCCCCUGACAUGUUUAGGGCCUGAGAUUUGGAGUUGGAUAUGGGCCUCCUGUUUGUGGCAUCCUCUCUUCCAGAGUCUUCCAGUGCAGUCCAGAUGACAUCUCUGAGAGUCUCUUGAAGCCAUGAAGCAAUAGGCCUCAAGGUUUCCUCUAGGCUUCUGCAGUUGGCAGGUCUUCUCCAUCCCACCCCCCUCCUCCAGGGCUGCCAGGCAUAUCCCUGCCUGGGCCUCCUGGCACAAAAGAUAAAAUGAACAGGGUUACUCCCAGCAACUGGUCCAGGAGAUACCAGCAGGGAGGGAGUAGAAGAGAAGAAACCUGUCAGUAUGUCACAGGAGUUGUGGAAGGAAGUUUUGCUAUUUCCAGCCUCUUAAGCCAGCAAAAGUGCAUUCAUCAUUUUCUGUCUGGAAGAGAGAAGGCACAGAAGGAGCCCAGAAGCAACAGUUCAAGACAGGUGCUUCCUGCGGCCAAGUGGAUAAGAGGAGCAGCCUGCAGCCAUGGGACAGGCAGCCCUGGGUAUCAAGAGCUGUGACUUUCAGGUAGCAAGAAACAAUGAGGAGCACCACACCAAGGCCCUUAGCUCCCGGCGCCUCUUUGUGAGGAGGGGGCAGCCCUUCACCAUCACCCUGCACUUCCGCGCUCCGGUCCACGCAUUUCUGCCUGCUCUGAAGAAGGUGGCCCUCACUGCACAAACUGGAGAGCAGCCUUCCAAGAUCAACAGGACCCAAGCCACAUUCCUGAUUUCUAGUCUGGGGGACCAAAAGUUCUGGAGUGCAGUGGUGGAGGAGAGAGAUGCCCAGUCCUGGACCAUCUCUGUGAACACACCUGUGGACGCUGUCAUUGGCCACUACUCGCUUCUGCUGCAGUUCUCAGGCAGGAAGCCAUGCCUCCUGGGCCAGUUCACGCUGCUCUUUAACCCCUGGAAUAGAGAUGAUGCUGUGUUCCUGAACAACGAGGCUCAGCGCAGGGAGUACUUGUUGAACCAGAAUGGUCUCAUCUACCUGGGCACAGCUGACUGCAUCCAGGCAGAGUCCUGGGACUUUGGCCAGUUUGAGGGGGAUGUCAUUGACCUCAGUCUGCGCUUGCUGAAUGAGGACAAGCAGGUAGAGAAGUGGAGCCAGCCAGUGCACGUGGCCAGUGUGUUGGGUGCCUUGCUGCAUGCUCUCAAGGAGAAGAGGGUCCUGCCCACCCCGCAGACCCAGGCCACCCAGGAAGGGCCCUCGCUGAACAAGCGACGGGGCAGCGUGCCCAUCCUGCGGCAGUGGCUCACUGGCCAAGGCCGACCUGUGUAUGAUGGCCAGGCCUGGGUGUUGGCUGCUGUUGCUUGCACAGUGCUGCGAUGCCUGGGAAUCCCUGCCCGCGUGGUGACCACCUUUGCCUCAGCGCAGGGCACCGGUGGGCGUUUGCUCGUAGAUGAAUACUACAAUGAGGAGGGACUUCAGAAUGGAGAAGGCCAGAGAGGCAGAAUCUGGAUCUUCCAGACUUCCACAGAGUGCUGGAUGACACGGCCUGCCUUGCCCCAGGGUUAUGAUGGAUGGCAGAUUCUGCACCCAAGUGCUCCUAAUGGAGGUAGAGUCCUGGGGUCCUGUGAGCUGGUGCCGGUCAGAGCAGUCAAGGAAGGGAUGCUGGGGCUGACCCCUGCAGUGUCAGACCUUUUUGCUGCCAUAAAUGCCUCAUGUGUGGUCUGGAAGUGCCGUGAGGAUGGGAAACUGGAGUUGACUGACUCCAACACAAAGUAUGUUGGCAACAACAUCAGCACCAAGGGUGUGGGCAGUGACCGCUGUGAGGACAUCACUCAGAACUACAAGUAUCCUGAAGGGUCUCUUCAGGAAAAAGAGGUGCUGGAGCGAGUCAAGAAAGAGAGAAUGAAAUUUGGGAAAGACAAUGGCAUCUGUCCUCCCAGUCUGGAGACUGCCAAUCCUCUGUACCUGUUCUUGAAAGCACCCAGCUCCCUACCCUUGAGAGGGGAUGGCCAGAUCUCAGUGACGCUGAUUAACCACAGUGAGCAGGAGAAGGCAGUGCAGCUGGCAAUUGGGGUCCAGGCUGUGCACUACAAUGGUGUCCUUGCUGCCGAGCUCUGGAGGAAGAAGCUGUCCCUCACACUCUGUGACAACCUGGAAAAGACAAUAACCAUUGGCCUGUUCUUCUCCAAUUUUGAGCAAAAUGUACCUGAGAACACCUUCCUUAGACUCACCGCCAUGGCAGCAUACUCUGAGUCCAGCCUUAGCUGCUUUGCUCAGGAAGACAUUGCCAUUUGUAAACCACACCUUGCCAUCAAGAUGCCAGAGAAAGCAGAGCAGUAUCAACCCCUCACAGCCUCAGUCAACAUCCAGAAUUCCCUAGAUGCCCCCAUGAAGCACUGUGUGAUCUCCAUCCUGGGAAGGGGGCUCAUUCACAGGGAGAGGAGCUACAGAUUCGGUUCAGUGUGGCCUGAAAACACCAUGUGUACCCAGUUCCAGUUCACACCAACACACUUGGGGCUCCAGAGGCUCACUGUGGAAGUGGACUGCAACAUGUUCCAGAACCUAACCAACUAUAAAAGUGUCACUGUGGUCAGGAGUUCGAGACCAGCCUGGCCAACAUGGUGAAACCCCAUCUCUACUAAAAUUACAAACAUUAGCUGGGUGUGGUGUGCACAUUUGUAAUCCCAGCUACUUGGGAGGCUGAAGCCAGGGAAUCGCUUGAAAACCCAGGAGGCAGAGGUUGCAGUGAGCCAAGAUUGUGCCAUUGUACUCCAGCUUGGGGGACAGAGCAAGACACCAUCUCAAAAAAAAAAAAUGUACAUUGAUCAGUGCUUUCUCUGAUUGUUAUCCUUAAAGAUCCAAACAUGACUGAACAAAGUUAUAUAACAUAGGACCUGAGAGAAUUAUUCAGCUAUAGAUAAAUCUUUAUGUUAGAGUUCUAUAUUCAUUAAGUAUCCCACAAUUAAAGUCUAAUGUUAAUAACAUGAAUUUGGUCCAGUAGAAAAAUAUUUUUUUAAGUAUAUAAAAAAUAGGCUCUAUAAGAAGAAAGAACUAGACUCCUUUUGUACAAAGUUAUUUUGUUUGUUAUUUUGUUGCUUUGGCACUCUAUCAGUUUAGUUUUAGUUCCUUCCCUUUAUGACACUUGUUAGCAGUACAAAAUGGCACUUUCAAACAGUAAAUUAAAACACAUUUGGCUUAAGGAAUUUCAACCCCCAGUAUACACUAGUCACUCAAAGAAUGACUGUUGUUACUGAUUAUACCUAGAGAGAGCAGAAAGGCACAUGUGAAGAAUUACACCUACAGAAGGAAAAGGACAGGUAUUAGAGGUGGUGGAGACCUGCAGGACAUGCAAAAGGCCCAAUUCAGCUCACCAGAAUGUACAUCACUACAGGUUUACGCUGCUUUCCAAUAUGAAGUCUUCUAGACUGAUGCAAAAGUAUAAUUAAGCGGUGAUGGUUUUGCAAAAGGAUGAACUGAAAAGGCCCUUAAAAUUACAUAAAAUCUCUUAUACACUAAAAAACAUUUGAUUUGUAAAAAAUUGGUAUUUACAUUUGGGGACACAUGUAACAGAGGACAAUACAAGUAUGUAUAAGGAAAUAAAUCUGUUCAACAAGGUGGGCAAACCUAACAUCAGCUCAAUGCCAGUAUAUUUUAGAGACAUGAAGUAACCUGAGACAAUAUUCAGAAGGACUUGUUGAUAAUAAUAUAUAACAUGGUGAAAUGCUAAGAUGAAUUUUGGAGUAAUCUUUUCUAAAUAAAGGGUUUUGUUC
Molecule: messenger RNA, 6200 nt
Organism: Callithrix jacchus (white-tufted-ear marmoset)
Lineage: Eukaryota; Metazoa; Chordata; Mammalia; Primates; Cebidae
Source: RefSeq, a predicted model, not a curated record